AUGCCACGAUUGAUCAGGCGGCGACCGUUUCUCGAACGAUUGAAAGCGUACCUCAACCCCCUCGACUUCUUAUUAUGGCUUUCUGAAGAGUUUGACUCGAACGACUGGGCGCAAUGGGAAAAAGAGUGGGCCAUUCCUCUAGGCUUUGGAAUAAACGUGCUGUUCUUGGUUGCGAGAGCGAAUAGUCGCAAUCGCAGCAAAGCCUACGAUGAUGUCUUUGGCGAAAAUGGCGGGACAAGCUGGUUGAACUGGCUGGCUUCAUUUGUCGUGCAUCUUCUAGCCCUGUUAUCAGUGGUGAACACGAUCUACACGUUCAAUCGAAAACGAAGUUAUCGGCUGUUCGAAGCGCCCAUUGACACUGUACCUGCGACUCCAUCAGCACAGCGAGUUCAAGUGGCCUCGUCUCCAAGAUCGUCGUCGCCAUUGCGGCUUCUAUCCAACGUUUUGUCAUCCAGCUCUGCAGAAAGUAGAUCCCAUCCAAGACCAGAGCGUGAUGUUUGGCAAGUCGGUGUCUGGGAUCCCCACCCUUUGGCGAUCAGGUUAUUCUGUCUUUUUAGUCCGGGACAUGUGCUUGUAUAUUGGCUUUUUCUGCCCACGGCACCCGCUGACCCUCGACCGAGCGUGACUAUUGUAACGACCAUUUUCUUAGCCGCACUCCUAACAGUUCAGAUGUCGACCCUUUCGUCGUCCUUCACACAGCAAUCGAAAGACAGCUUGUUGAUACAUAAAGAGGUUCUAAAUGAGUACGAUAUCAAAUAUGUCCAUCCCCGGACCCAGCCGUUGAUGCGUCAUGUCGGGACACAGUUUAAUACGGGCGAUUCAUAUCAACCCCAUAAAGACGAGAAAUACAAUAAAGUGGAGACGUAUACGCCUACUGUGAUGCGGCACGGCUUUACAACUAACCCCAAUCCAAACUACCUUCGUCAUAUUGAUCCAGACUCGUCGUCGAAAGGGCUGCAAAGCACUCCUCGCCGACAGUCACUCUCCACUCCGACAAUGACCGUUCCUGGUUCACAGAUAUCAAGCGUACGAACACCAAGAAUUGAUUCAUCGCCGUUGAUUUCACAAAGUGCUAUUCGACAACCACAGUUCCGGCCGACUUCCGGUAAAGGUGAUGGUGGUAGCUUGGGCGUAUACUCCCACUCGCAUUCUCCGUUAAAGAGGGCUACAUCCUCGAAAUUCGAUCAACGCAGUGUUCAUCGUCCUGACGAUUAUGAAAGGAAUAAUAGCAGCCAAAGUCCAGCAAGAUUGCCUAGCAGUCCUCUAAAACGAUCAAGUGUCCCUGCGGGGAUAAGUACGUCCAUUGCCGCUCAAAGAUGGGGACAUUUGGCGAAUCCCAGUAAUAGUAGGAGAGAAAGUGGUCGGUACUGA
Molecule: messenger RNA, 1371 nt
Organism: Uncinocarpus reesii 1704
Lineage: Eukaryota; Fungi; Ascomycota; Eurotiomycetes; Onygenales; Onygenaceae
Exons: 2
Coding region: 1-1371 (456 amino acids)
Biological process (GO): maintenance of rDNA; regulation of exit from mitosis
Source: RefSeq, a predicted model, not a curated record